Molecule: messenger RNA, 2214 nt
Organism: Salarias fasciatus (jewelled blenny)
Lineage: Eukaryota; Metazoa; Chordata; Actinopteri; Blenniiformes; Blenniidae
Gene: pnkp
Product: polynucleotide kinase 3'-phosphatase
Exons: 17
Coding region: 189-1982 (597 amino acids)
Biological process (GO): DNA repair
Cellular component (GO): nucleus
Molecular function (GO): polynucleotide 3'-phosphatase activity; protein binding; double-stranded DNA binding
Source: RefSeq, a predicted model, not a curated record
UUUUCCGGUUUGUCUCGCCAGAAAAUAACAACUUUAAAAGGCUUUAAAAGCACGAAAGUUGAUCUAAUAUUGAGUUGAUCUCGUACCGCCACUUUCACCGUAACUCCUGUUAAUCUGUUUCAUCUUCCUUCCGUUCUCUUUCCGCUCACACACACUAACAGACUUUGUAAAGAGUGAAGCUCCUGCAGAUGUCCUGCACGCUGGUGUCCCCCUCGGGGGUCCGGGUCUCUCUGGAGGACGGCCGAGCUGUGAUUCUGGGCCGGGGGCCCGAGACCUGUGUGGCCGAUAAGAAAUGCUCCAGACACCAGGUUAAGGUUGUAGCUUGUUUUGCCGACCAGGAUGUGGUUGUUACUCAGCUGGGUCCUAACCCCUCCUCCCUGGACGGUGAGGCGCUCAGCCGGGGCCAGUCCAGGAAACUCGCCCACGGUGGCACUCUGUACCUGGUGAACCAGAGCCACCCUUUUAAACUGAGCUUCUCCCUGAGCUCCAGCAGAGCCGCUGCCAGUCCUACACAGAGAGGGCUGAAAGCCACAGACAAAACAAAGGGAGGGAGGAACGGGGAAGCGAAAGGCGCACACUCCAGCCCGACACCCAAACGCAGCAUAAAGGAUUUCUUUUCUACUUCUCCAAUGAAGCCCAAACGACGCCUGAACCCGAAGGAGGAGCAAAGUGUGGCAAAGCGCCAAAAAAGAGACGAGGAAGAGGAAGAUGAGGAGGAGAAAGCGAACGAGGAGAAGCUGAAGCAGCUGCAGGAGUUUGCUGAGAAGUCGAUGGCAGAGGAGAGGAACAGCAGCCAGUCUCCCUCUGCUUCCUCGUCGGGUGGGAAGGCGUGUCCUCAGAGCAGCUGGCAGCACAUCGGGAACCUGCUGCUUUACACUGCUGCAGGGGUCAAAGGGAGCGACAAGAUUGCCGGGUUCGACAUUGACGGCUGUAUCAUCACCACCAAGUCUGGCAAAGUGUUUCCAACAGCCCCGGAUGACUGGAGGAUCCUUUACCCUGAGAUUCAGCCCCGGCUGGCCAGCUUGCUCAAGAAAGGUUACAAGGUGGUGUUUUUCACCAACCAGAUGGGGAUCGCUAAAGGCAAACUGAGACCGGAGGUGUUCAAGUCCAAGGUGGAGGACAUCCUGUCCACCCUGCAGCUCCCCGUUCAGGUGUUUGUGGCGACCGGUCCCGGUAUUUACAGAAAACCUGUGAUGGGAAUGUGGAAUUACCUGUGUGAGAAGGCCAAUGAUGGCGUGACUGUUGACAAAACCCAGAGUUUGUAUGUGGGAGACGCUGCAGGCAGACCAGAGAACUGGGCUCCUGGGAAGAAAAAGAAGGAUUUCUCCUGCAGCGACCGGCUGUUUGCUCUGAAUAUCGGACUGCAGUUCCACACCCCAGAGGAGUAUUUCUUGGGCUGGAAGAGCGCCCCCUACAGGCUGCCAGAGUUUGAUCCUAAAAAGCUGGACUCAAACGCCAGACUGUACGACCCGCCGUCCGCCUCUCUCACCUCCGACAAGACGGAAGUCAUUGUCGCCGUGGGUUUCCCAGCAGCGGGUAAAUCCUCCUUCUUCCACACCCACAUCGUUCCAAAAGGCUACGUCUACGUCAACCGGGACACACUGGGUUCAUGGCAGAAGUGCGUGUCGGCGUGUGAGAGCGCUCUGAAGGAGGGCCGCAGCGUCGCCGUGGAUAACACCAACCCAGACAAAGAGUCUCGCAAACGAUACGUGGAUGUGGCCAAAGCCGCGGGUGUGUCGUGUCGCUGCUUCCAGUUCUCAGCCUCCUUGGAGCAGGCCAAACACAACAACAGAUUUCGUGAGAUGGCUCUGUCAGACACCAAACACGCCAAAGUCAACGACAUGGUUUUCCACAGCUACAAGAAACACUUCGAGGCGCCGGCUCUCUCUGAAGGCUUCUCCGAGAUCCUCCAGAUCCACUUUGUUCCAAACUUCAAGGACAGCGCAUCAGAAACUCUGUUCAGACAGUUCUCUGAGGGCUGACCGGAUGAACCGGCUUUAGUGGAAGCCAACACCUUGUUUUAUUGAUCUGUCUGUUAUUGAACUGUAAGAACAAAAUGAGACUAGAGACGCAUUUUCAGUACAGUGGUCAAAACAGUUAACGUUUUCUCAUGAAUGUCCAAGUUGUAUUUUGAUUCAGCGUGUUUGUUGAGUUUAGAGAAUACCCCGUGUUUUUUUGUUUUUUUUAAUUCACAAUAAAGCUACUGAAACACGA